Molecule: messenger RNA, 841 nt
Organism: Notechis scutatus (mainland tiger snake)
Lineage: Eukaryota; Metazoa; Chordata; Lepidosauria; Squamata; Elapidae
Source: RefSeq, a predicted model, not a curated record
GUAGGUCGGGCCCUUAAGCUGCCCCUCCCCAGGCUCAACCUUGCCCCCCUCCCCCUCCCCCCUUUUUUUUCUCGUAGCGCGAUUGUGAGCAAAAUAGACACGGAUAAGGAUGGGUUUGUGACUGAGGGGGAGCUGAAGGACUGGAUUAAGGCGGCGCAGAAGAAGUACGUCUCUGAGAACGUAGCGCGCCAGUGGCAGGAGUAUGACUUGAACCAAGAUGGCUCCAUCUCCUGGGAGGAGUACAGGAAUGUCACCUAUGGCACUUACCUGGACGAUCCGGACCCCGACGACGGCUUCAAUUACAAGCAGAUGAUGGUGCGGGACGAACGGCGCUUCAAAAUGGCCGACCAGGAUGGGGACCUGCUGGCGACCAAGGAGGAAUUCACAGCUUUCCUGCACCCGGAAGAAUACGACUACAUGAAGGACAUCGUCGUGCAGGAAACCAUGGAGGAUAUCGAUAAGAACGGAGACGGCUUCAUUAAUUUGGAAGAAUAUAUAGGUGACAUGUACAGCCAUGACGGGAACACGGAGGAACCUGAAUGGGUCAAGACGGAACGAGAACAAUUUGUGGAGUUCCGGGACAAGAACCACGACGGGAAAAUGGACAAGGAAGAGACCAAAGACUGGAUCCUGCCCUCUGAUUAUGACCACGCCGAGGCCGAAGCGCGGCACCUGGUUUACGAGUCGGAUAAGGACAAGGACGGCCAGCUCACCCGAGAAGAGAUUGUGGACAAGUACGACCUCUUUGUGGGCAGCCAGGCCACGGAUUUCGGGGAGGCCUUAGUGCGGCACGACGAAUUCUAAACCAAGAAAUCAUCUUCUUCUUCUUCUCCUUUUUUUU